AUGAGUUCUUCUGGACGCCACCGUGAUUCUUCCAACAACGUUACAAGUCCUGCAAAACACAAUGGAUCAUUCGCCGAAGAACAAGCAUUAGAUGCCAUUGCGAGAGAAGCUGAACUUCGACUUAAAUAUCAACGUGAACAAAAUCGCGAAGCCCGUGAAUUACGUCAUAAAGAAUUAGAAAAAAUAGCACGUGAAGAUGAUGUAGAUGAUUCCUCACAUAUUUCACAUACACCGUCAACACCAUCUAUAGUAAAUCGAACUCGUGGAUCGUGUAACGAUGGUAGUGGAAAUAAUACAAAUACCUUGUUAUUACAAAAAUUUCUUAAUGGUGACACUGAUCUAAGGUCAAUUGAACAAAGAGAUUUGCGCCGCUUACUAAGUGAAAUAGAAAUAAAAUACAAACAAUCAAUGAUCUCAAAUUCAAGUUUAUAUAAUGAGAAACAAGCGUUAAGAUUUCAAGUCGAUAAUUUUAAAGAUCAACUUGAAGAACAAAUAGAAAUAAUGAAUCAAAUUAAACGACAAUUAAAAGAAAAAACAAAAGAAUUUGAUCUACAAAAACGUACAUUGACUGAUUUACAACAUGAUUUUUCAAAUGUAAAAGAAUUACUAGAAAACAGAGAAAAGCUUAUCGAAGAAUCUGGUAUGAUUUUAUAUACCGAUCAACAUCAGCAGUGCAAUGGCAACUCUUCUACAUCUGUACACAGUGAUUUAAUAUCUGUAUUACCAACAGGCCUUGUUUCACAAGAAACAGCUAAUUUGUUAAAUACAUUAGGAAAUGGAAAUAUUGAUGAGAAAUUAAAACGUUUAUUAAGUGAGAGACGUGAUACAUUCGAACAAAUUGUUAGAUUGAAAUCAGAAUUAGACGAUGAACAAAAUCGACUGAAAAUUUUAGAAAAACAGUUGCCCAAAAUCAAUGAACAUUCACAACAACAAGAACAUUUAGAACAACAAAAACAAAUGGCUCGUGAACUGAUAGAUUUAAAAAAUCGUCUACAGCGAAUAGAAGCCGAUAAUGUGUCGUUACAACAAGAGAACAAACGUUUUGAUGCUCAACUUAAACGGCAUAAACAACAAACAGAGGAUGCCGAAAAAGUCGAAGAAGAAUUAAAACAAGAAAGGAGACGUUUACAAAAAGAAUAUCGUGAAAUAAAAACAAAGUACGACGAUUGUUUAUUAGAAAAUCGUCGUUUACAAGAUCGUGUUGAUAGUAUCGAAUUUGUACGACGAAAUUCAAAUACUAUACCACUCAGUUCUGAUAUAUCAAAAAUAUUAACUAAUUCACCUUCGUCAGGUAGUAACAUUUAUAAUAGUACCACAGCUAGAUCGACUACCGCUUGUGGAACGCCAUCAUCUAAUUUAUUCACAAGACGUCAAUCAACGUCACGUUUUACAUCUGUUGAAAGAGAACUAUUAUCUCCAUCAUAUAAUACAAGAGAAUCUUCAGUAGCACGACGUUUAUCAAGAGACUAUUCUAAUGAACGUUGGCAAAAUAAUAAUAAUUCUUUAAGACGUAAUUCAUCUAAUGAUAGUAAUAAAAUAAGUUUGACUAAUAAAAGACGAGGACCAAAUGAAUGGUCACAAGGAACGUCAUCAUCAGCAGAAAAUGAAAAAGUUCGAAAUGAUGUAUUACAAAAAGAAAAUGAACGUUUACGAACUAUGCGUAAAAAAAAUUUAUUAAAUAAUACCGAUACAAAUGAUGUAAAUUUAAUUGGAUCUCAAACAAGUUCUCCAUUACCGCAACAAGAUAAUAAUAGCGGCAAUAAUCAUACACCAGAAAUGAAUGUGACAGAGAAUUUAUUUACAUCAAAAUGGACGUAUAAUUUUACUUGA
Didymodactylos carnosus is the source of this 1830-nucleotide messenger RNA. The record is from the annotation of a GenBank genome assembly. Lineage: Eukaryota; Metazoa; Rotifera; Eurotatoria; Philodinida; Philodinidae.